AUGGCCGACUAUGCAGCGUUUGCUGAAAAGCGCCACAAGGAGCUUGAGCCGCUGCCCUGGUUUGCGGGCGGCAACGGCGUCGGCGGAUUGGUGGCGGCGCUGACCGUGAUGCGCUGGCAGGACCAGUGGGCGGGGCUCGUGCUGUUUGCGCCCGCGGUGGGCUACCGGCUGUCGCCCCGCCUGAAGUUCCAGCGGUGGCUCGGGCCCUGCCUGGACUGCGCCGCGCCGCGCGCAAAGCUCGGCCAGCGCCACGCAGCGGCGGACCUCAAUCCAGACCCAGAGGCGGUGGCCUCCUUCUCGUCGGAUCCCCUCUGCAGCCCGGGCCCCAUACGCGUGCGCACUGCCUUCCAGUAUCAAAGGGGCAUCGACGCCCUGGAUCUGAUGGCGACCAAGAUCCGCCUGCCCAUAUUCUGCGAGCACUCCCAGGGCGACAGGGUCGCUGAUUGGGAGGCAUCCCGCGAGUUCUGCGCCAGCGUCGGCUCCGAGGACGUCACCUGGCUCGCCCCGGAAGGCGGCUGCCACGACGAGCUGUCAGGAAAGCGGGCGCUCGAGUUUGCGGGGCGGAUCGCCGCCUGGCUGCUCAAAAAGUCGGAGCCCAGAAAGGAGGAGCAGGCGGCGGCCGCCGCAGGUGGCGACGACAAGGGCGCGGUCGCGGCGCCCGCUGGGGCCGACGAGCCGCGAGAUGCCUGA
Molecule: messenger RNA, 690 nt
Organism: Monoraphidium neglectum
Lineage: Eukaryota; Viridiplantae; Chlorophyta; Chlorophyceae; Sphaeropleales; Selenastraceae
Exons: 6
Coding region: 1-690 (229 amino acids)
Cellular component (GO): membrane
Molecular function (GO): lipase activity
Source: RefSeq, a predicted model, not a curated record